Peniophora sp. CBMAI 1063 is the source of this 2007-nucleotide messenger RNA. Lineage: Eukaryota; Fungi; Basidiomycota; Agaricomycetes; Russulales; Peniophoraceae. The record is from the annotation of a GenBank genome assembly.
AUGCCACCUGCGUCGCCGCUAUCCUUCUCCCAGCAUCACCGUCAUGUGGAUGACCUCCCAGCCGAGGUCCUAGCGGUCGUGUUUGAACUGAAGCUCUACGAGGACGACUUCCUUCUCAUGGGAAGCAGUAUAGCCAGACGGGGCCCUCCUCGCCCGGUCAUCGAUAUCUCCCACGUCUCCCGUCGCUGGCGAAGCGUGGCGAUCUCUUGCCAAAGGCUCUGGUCGACGGCUUUGCCUUGCGGCAGUCUUCAAUGGACCACCCUCUGCCUCACCCGCUGCUCAACUGCAUCUUUUGAGCUUGCGGUGAGCGGUUUGGAUCUCGUCGCCAGCGGAGAGUAUAGAUCCGCAUAUGAGCUGGUUCUUCCGCACCUGUCGCGUGCCAGAGCUGUUGUAUUUGACCUGGACACCGAAGCCUAUCCGGGCCAGUAUUCACUCAAUGAUUUAUCGUCGAAUGCUCUGCGGGCGUUAUUUGAUAAACUGUCCACUACUCAGAUGCCUCAAGCCCGGACGCUCGAGGUUUUCCACUCGAUGGAAUCCAAGGCACUCGAGGACAUACCGAAGUUAGAACUCGCGAAGACGAUGUCGGCUUUAACGGACGUCUGGCUCACCGGGAUCGUCUACAGGCCAUCUGGUGGCAGGCCGAUUUUCCCUACGGGGCUAAGAUCCCUAUAUCUAUCGGACAGUCAGUGCUGGUGGACGGUAGAUGAGAUGAUCGACGCUCUCGGAACAGUGCCAAUGUUGGAAUACUUCGCGUGCUCAAUCGAGCCGUGGACGUACAAACACAAAGUGGCUCCCGUUCUAUCCCGUGUUCAUCAUCGCCGCUGUGUCCAGUUGAAAAGGCUCCGACACUUUACCUCCUCCUGCGGCUCUUUCAUACAAAGCAUGCUCCUCUUUCAGUAUAUAUCUUUUCCUUCGGAUGCCGAUUUACGCAUCUUGUUUUCGCGCACCCCCGAGGACGAAGCCGCGCAAAUCCGGGCCCACCCUCGCUUGGUGGGAGAGCUCCUAUCGUCAAGUGGAGAUCUCGCUCGUGCCCAUUUUGCUCCUGCAAUCGAUCGAGGCGCAUUCUACCCAUCUCUCGUUCUGGAGGAGGAGUGCAUCAAGGUCUGGCAGUGCCAUGAUUGCGGCACUCAUUCCGCUCCGAUCCUCCCGGACUCAUCCAUGGCCACAGAUGUCCUACCUCGCAAUAUCGAACUGGGUCUCUUACAAAUCACCCAUGAGGAGGCUCAGAAUAGCUGGUAUCGCCACCCUGUCAAUCCACUGUCGCCUGUUUACAAUCGAAGCCGCAUCCUCACAGUGUGGGCGUCACUACCCAUCCUAGCCCGUACCCGGGUUCUUCACUUUCAACCUUCCUUCGUGUUCGACGCCCACUCACUCAAAUUCUUGGCACGCUUCACGGAUGUCGUUGAGUUACACUUCACAUCCUGGCCGCUAUUCGUUGAGCGCUUUCACGAGCUGUUGAAGCACGCAAACUUUUACUCGUAUCGUUCGCGCAUCCCGAAUGCACCGAACUUGUUUCCCUCCCUUAGUACUAUUCACGUCCAGUGCGGCCCGGACUUCGUCGCGCUGGGCCUAACGCGGACAGACUUCGAUGUUGAUCUCCCGCAGUUGAUUCGGCUUGCAGAUGAGCUCCUCUUACGAUGGCGGGGCUCAUUGCGGCACGUCGUCUUGCACAAUUCACAAGCACUUUCGAACGGAGCCACCGCAAUCUCCCUGCUCAAUAGCAUCCUUGGAGGAGAACGUGUCAUUUGUCUCCAUGAGGAUCUGUCGUGCUCUAAGCCCAGUGAUAGGCGCCCCGACGAUAAUGAGCAAAAUAGCAAGGCAGAAAACGACGAUGGUGGUGACAGCGAAGGAGCAGAAACAGAAGGCGACGAGUUCGGCGGUGGCCGCGUCGACGAUAGCGGUGCUGAGGACGCCGACAUACCCGAAAGCUCGAGGGUAUUAGAGUAUGAGGAUGUUAUGAAUAGAGUACUUGGAGAAGACGACAAUGAUAAGACACAUGUUCAUUAG